Molecule: messenger RNA, 2679 nt
Organism: Gamsiella multidivaricata
Lineage: Eukaryota; Fungi; Mortierellomycota; Mortierellomycetes; Mortierellales; Mortierellaceae
Product: Dos2-interacting transcription regulator of RNA-Pol-II-domain-containing protein
Exons: 14
Biological process (GO): iron-sulfur cluster assembly
Cellular component (GO): cytosolic [4Fe-4S] assembly targeting complex
Source: RefSeq, a predicted model, not a curated record
CUGCUUAGCCUUGUCCAGGGGCUCGGGGAAUAUCUGACAAGCGAUGAGGCCUUUAUUCGUUCGAAGGCCACUUUGGAUCAAUCGAAGGUCAAUGCAAGCGCUGUCAGUGUUCUUGUUGAGUUUUACUGCGAUCGCUUGACAGAUCAAGCCUGUGUUCCUGAGCUCUUGAAGGGCCUGCUUGCCCUUUCUAAAUUCGACAAGUUUACAGGCGCAGACUGCGACAAGGCCGUUAAAGCGAUUCUUGCCCUUGUCAACGUACAAACAUACCAGCAAACUGCUCGCCACUACGUCUUUUUGCUGUUCGAUUCGGUGAUCAACAGACAUACUCAAAGCCUUCGAUCUAUGUCGUCCGACUUUGUAUUUGGAUUUAUCCAAUGCCUUGACGGAGAAAAGGAUCCUCGAAACUUGCUGCUGGCGUUCACACUUAUCAAAAAGAUAAUCCAGGAAUUCGAUAUCGCUCAGCAUGUGGAGGACUUGUUCGAGGUGACAUUCUGUUACUUUCCAAUCACGUUCAGACCGCCUCCAGAUGAUCCCUAUGGUAUCACCUCGGAGCACUUGAAGAUCGGCUUGCGCGAAUGUCUCUCAUCUACACCCUACUUUGCCAAGUUUGCAUUGCCAUUGCUUCUCGAGAAGCUCUCCUCCAGUUCUGGAAGCGCAAAGAAAGAUUCUAUGGAGACCCUGGCUGCGUGUGCGCCUGUCUAUGGAUCCUCUGCACUCACGCCAUAUGCAGAGGAGUUAUGGAGCGGAUUGCAGAACGAGAUCUUUCAUGCCACAGGAGAUGACCUUGAGCAAGUAGCAUUGAACACCUUACAGACCAUUACAACAGAGCUUUCGAUGGGUGUUAGUAUGGGUGGGUCAAACGAUCCUGUAGAAAAGUUCUUGCGACCCAUUAUCACGGACUGCAUGACACAACUCCAAAAACCAGAGCUCAAGCUGGCCAAGCCGAGUGGAAAGAUUUUGAAGGCAUGCGCCAUGGCAUCAGAUCCCGCCUGUACUUUUAUCACCUUGGCUACGAUCCCAACACUUCUCUCGCAAUACACAUCGAGCGAGCAGUCAACCAGGAAAAAGGCGCUGCUGGAUGUGCUCAUCGACUUUUUGGAUGCAAGCAAAAUGCUCUAUGGGUCUGCUGGACAGCCAAAUGAACACGACACGGAUUUUGUUACACCUCUUCUCACCUUUAAGGACCGUUUCUUUGAGUUGUUUACAAACGCCAUCAUGUCGUCGAACGAAUACAAUGCGCUGAGAUUAGCGGGCGUCAAAGGUCUUCAUGGAAUGAUUUUGCUUCGCGAAUUCUUGUCAGAGACAGAGAUAUCAUACGCUGUUCAGUACUUUGUUCGUAUUGUCCUUGAGGAUCCAGAUGUUGAACUCCAGGAAACCGCGUUGAGCUCCUUGGCAUCCCUGUCAUCGAUUAUGCCUGGCGUCGUUCGAUCAAUGGCACUGCCAGCUUUGUUUGAAAUGCUCCCUACUUCUCAGAACGACAUGGAUGUGGAUACGGUGGUCCAGAAAAAGAGCCCCGAGUAUAUCUUGAACGCCAUCACAAAGAUUGGCCUGGAGCCAGCACUGUUCGCGGAUAUCGUUCCUCAGAUCCUGGAAAAAAUCGACCUCGUCUCUCGUGAUCUCAGUAGCUCUAGCCCCACUUAUCCCCUCAGCUUGCUCACAGCACUGUUAGUCCUGCUCCGAACAAAAGCAGAGAAAGGUCACAUUGAUCUUCCUCAAUACCUGUACCAGCUUGUGCCACAACUGAUUGGUAUGUGCAUCUUCCCCACUGUAAGCGCUGACGAUGCCGAUCACAUCAUGAAGAACUCUGAGAUCCAGGAGACUGUCGCAGGGAUAACUCGUGUUAUCAUGAUCCACGUCGACUCCAGUGCGCAAAACGAAUUUUUUAAGGCGAUCUUUAGCAUUUUCGUGGACGGAGAUCUGUCGGCGCUGCCCAAGUACGAAGAGGGCAUCCAGCAAGUACCCUUCACGCCUCUGCGUUUUGACGCAAGAGUUUCACAACAGAACGCCUGUGUCUUGUUCGCCACUGUUAUCGAUGGAUGCCGCCAGCAGACCACUAUUCCCGUCGAAAACUUGCAGCAUUUCAUUGGGUUAUUGGUGGAGGUUGCUAUCAGAACACCCAACGCCACCCAGCGCACAGCUCUCUCAAAAUCUGCGGCUACCAUCCUGAACAAGUUUAACAAGGGCAAUGUAUUGCAGGAAUUUAUUAGCCACACAUUGAUUCCGGAGUUACAUAGCAGGAUUCGUCAGGAGCAGACUUCGUAUGAAGAGAGGGAGGCUGCACUGACCAUGUACAUUUGGAUCACCAAGGCCAUGGUGCUGAGUACGAACGCAAUUGGAUAUGACAUGGCAGGAGAGCUGAUGAAUGUGUUUUCGGCGCCCCGUCUUGGCAAGAUUGCUGCCGACGGAUUUAACGUGGUCAUUGGCGAACAGCGGGAUGUCUUGACAAAGGAAACCUUUGCUGUGAUUCGGCUUUUGUACAAGCAACGGUUCUUCAACCACUGCAUCCCUGUGCUGGUCAAGGGCUUUGAGAACUCGGCCGAUGAAGUGCGCCAUAAUUUCUUGGUGGCACUCUCGCACGUCCUCCGAAAUAUUCCCAAGCAAGUGUUGCUGACUGAACUUCCACCUGUAAGUAUUCAGCUUCUGCUUUUUCCCUUCUCAGCCUUUAGAUCAUAUGCUUAA